This is a messenger RNA of Ipomoea nil (Japanese morning glory), 1116 nucleotides long. RefSeq lists its product as uncharacterized. Lineage: Eukaryota; Viridiplantae; Streptophyta; Magnoliopsida; Solanales; Convolvulaceae. Bases 163 to 624 code for a protein of 153 amino acids. Gene Ontology annotation, cellular component: nucleus. The record is from RefSeq and is a predicted model, not a curated record. Gene Ontology annotation, molecular function: RNA binding. The transcript has 5 exons.
UCUCAAAAUAUUUAUACCAAAUUUUCUCUUCUAUUUCCAAUAACCCAAAGAGUAAACUUAAUUAAGAGUGCAAAACAAUAGUUUAGAAUAUAUAUCAAGAGAGAAGUUGAACCUUUAUUUAUUUUUAUUUUGGUUUGUUUGGUGAGAAAGACAACAUACAAGAUGACAAUGGAAGCUGUGGCAGUGGCGGUGGCACCCCAGCCAGCAACAAACAACACUGAAACACAGAAGAAAAAUAGGAUUCAAGUUUCUAACACCAAGAAACCCCUCUUCUUUUAUGUCAAUCUUGCCAAGAGGUAUAUUCAACAGCAUAAUGAGGUUGAACUGUCUGCUUUGGGCAUGGCAAUCACCACAGUAGUUACAGUUGCUGAGAUUCUGAAGAACAAUGGAUUUGCAACUGAGAAGAAGGUUUUAACAUCCACAGUUGGAAUGAAAGACGAAGCAAAAGGCCGCAUGGUUCAGAAAGCGAGGAUUGAGAUCGUGCUGGGAAAAACCGAAAAGUUCGACAAGUUAAUGGCACCGAACAACAACAAUAAUGCAGCAGCGGCAACUGAAGCAGCGGAACAAGCACCAAACAAGAACGAGAACAACCUCGUCGUCAAGGAGGAAAACAAGCAGCAGUAGCACCAUAUUUCUAUGCCCAAAAACUCAUACUUACUGUAUCUCAGUCUGGAUAUGAGUAUACUAUACUAUUCUUCUGCUAUUACAAAUUUUAUUUGCUAUAAGAGAUAAAGACAUAUAUAAAUAUAUAUAUAUAUAUAUAGUGCAAAGCCACAACAAGGGCGACCCCUCCCCCCCGGUUGCCGGGGCUGUAGGUGCACCUCACUAGUUUUUUGUAUCAUUUUUGCAGUUUCUUUUUCAGACUUGUAUCUUUUCAAGAUACAGCACAUAUAUAAUAUUGUGUUUUAUUUUUUUUUUUGGUUAGUAGAAAUUCGUUGUUUUCUUUGCUAUUUCUCCAAAUUAGAACAGAUCCAAACCUUUUUUUUUUUUUUUUUUUUUUUUUUGUAUUUUCUCAGAAUAUUUACACAAAUGAAAAUCAUGGAUUAAAAAAAAAAAAAAAGUAUGAUUUACAAUUGUAAACCAUUAUAGUGUGAGCUUACUCAAAAGUUCCCGCCC